This is a messenger RNA of Moneuplotes crassus, 1565 nucleotides long. The record is from the annotation of a GenBank genome assembly. Lineage: Eukaryota; Ciliophora; Spirotrichea; Euplotida; Euplotidae.
GGAUUUAUAUUGUUGAUAAUAUUUAAAAUAUGCAGUUUUGGAACAGGAAGGUUUAUUACAUUUGGAAAGCUCCUUCUUUACAAACUCCUUUUAGGAUGUUCUGUAGCAAGAAAGGGGAUGACAAGCCAUUAUAUCCUCAUUACCCAGCUGAAAUUGAGCAAUUUAUGAAGAAAUGAGAUAGAAAUAUAGAGGAGAUGUCUGUUUAUGAUAAAACAGUGAGGAUCAGAAACCUCGUAAAUAACAUCAAAGAGCAGUCAGUAUGGCAGUUUAAUCCAGACUCAGGAAUGAAGAAGGACCCAAGACUUCUGAGCCUUGUUUCCUCUAUUGAAAAGGAAUAUACAAAACUAAAUAGCAAAAACACAUUUAUGUAUUUAUUAGCACUCUCUUAUUUUCAUUUGGAUGACAACUCUGAAUUUUGUGAGAAAAUUUCAGAGGAUAUUUUAGCAGGAAAAUUACAACCCCAGUCUUACCAGGACUGAAUGACUUUGCUGAAUUUUUAUGCAAAAUCUGCAUUUGCCAAUACUGAAGUAUUAACCAAAUUAGAGCAAGCGUGAUCUAUAUGGAACUCCAAAGAGAGUCUCCAUAAUAGGAUUAAUGAAUUCUGGACUUUUAACGCCUUGGAAUACUACAAACAUAGUACAGAGUAUAUUAACAAUUUUGAAGAAAUGUUCCUUAGUCUUGAUGAAGAUAUUGAGAUAAGUCUCGAGCACAUCUCUAAACUACUUUAUUGCUACAGUAUGAUUAAUGAAGAUCUAAACUUUGAGGUGUUAAAAAGAAUACUCCAAAAUAUCAUCAGGAGGACAGAUAUCUUCCCUGAGAAUACUGCUGAAAAGAUGCCGAUGCCUGAUGAUCUUUACCAUAGUAUUGCAGUUAUAGCUACUUCUCUAACUCGGCUGAAUAUUCGGAAUGAGAAGAUCUUCUCAAUGAUCGCUACAAGAAUCCUUUGUGAUUCGUUUCAUCGCGAGGUGUACAAGAUCAAACCCAAAGAAUCAAUUCUUAUUUUUGAGGCUUUUAUAAGAGCUGAGAUUUAUAAUUACAAACUCUUGAGGGAGCUUGAAGGAUCUUUUCUCAGACAUAUUGAAGAUGCCGACUCAAACACAGUUGCCGAUAUGCUGCUUAAGCAUCAAAUGUGGUCAAGAGUAAUGAUUAACUGGAGAUUUGUGGAAAGGAAUCAGAAAGUUUCAUUCAAUAGCUACAAGAAGUACUCUUUGGUAUUUAUAAACACUCUUCUAAAGGAGAUUCAAAAGAAGGGAGUUAUUUAUUUAGACUAUAAGACCUUAUUCUUUGUUCUCAAAAUGGGAAAUAUUAAGUACCUUAAACAAAGAGCAAACUCAAGAGAAUUAUUCCAAGUUGGACUUCAAGGAAUCUCCGUCUUAAUGAACCAUAUUGAUAAAAUAUUUGAUGACCCUGAAAGAAAGGAAAUUGAAAUAUUUUUGUACUAUACUGAGCUUUCUAGGUGAAUUCUUAAUAAAGAAUCAGACCGACUUGUAAAAGAGAAGUUUUUGGAGCAUGGAUUUGACCUAGAAAAACUUAUACAAAGAGUAGAGGCUGUGAUGAAUAUGUAG